This is a messenger RNA of Gloeophyllum trabeum ATCC 11539, 816 nucleotides long. Its product is annotated as SCO1 protein. Gene Ontology annotation, cellular component: mitochondrial inner membrane. The record is from RefSeq and is a predicted model, not a curated record. NCBI's taxonomy places the organism in Eukaryota, Fungi, Basidiomycota, Agaricomycetes, Gloeophyllales, Gloeophyllaceae. Gene Ontology annotation, molecular function: copper ion binding; copper chaperone activity. The transcript has 4 exons. Gene Ontology annotation, biological process: mitochondrial respiratory chain complex IV assembly; intracellular copper ion homeostasis. Bases 1 to 816 code for a protein of 271 amino acids.
AUGCGCCCACCUUUCCCUCUCUCCGCCGUCAGGCAGCGUGCUCUCGCAACCGCAAAACCGCAAUGCCUGCGCAGAGUCUCCUCUGCGCUGCGUCUGGCUCGACAUCCGCAGGCUCGUACGACCUCUCCGAGACGGUAUGUGAGCCACCAGACGUCCUCGGGAGAGCGGGAUAGGGCUGCGGUCGGGGUAUUCACCCCCAAAGCUGCUAUUCUCUUUGUUCUUUCCGGAGUCGGUCUGUUCUGGUACUUCCGGCACGAAAAGGCCAAACUGCUCGAGCAACGCGAAAAGGAACUCGAAUCACGCCAAUAUGGCCGCGCACACGUCGGCGGCCCCUUCUCCCUCAGCACACACAAGGGCGAGCCCUUUACCGAAAAGGACCUGCUGGGCAAAUGGAGCCUCAUCUACUUCGGCUUCACGAACUGUCCCGAUAUCUGCCCCGCCGAGCUGGAUAAGAUGAGCACCAUCUACCCGGGCGCCGUCAUCCAGCCCAUCUUCAUCUCCGUGGACCCCGCGCGCGACUCCCCCGCGCAGAUCGCGAAGUACCUCACCGACUUCCACCCGCGCUUCGUCGGGCUCACGGGGCCGUACGACGCCGUCAAGGCCGCGUGCAAGGCGUACCGCGUGUACUUUAGCACGCCGCCGGGCACGAAGCCCGGCGACGACUACCUCGUCGACCACUCAAUCUUCAUAUACCUCAUGGACCCGGCGGGCCAGUUUGUAGAUGCGUUCGGGCAGGUGACGGGCGUCGAGGACGUCGUGGCGAGGUUCGAGAAGGAGGUGGGCGAGUGGGAAAAGGAGAAGGGGCGGAAGGUGUGA